This is a messenger RNA of Raphanus sativus (radish), 950 nucleotides long. RefSeq names its product probable 3-beta-hydroxysteroid-Delta(8),Delta(7)-isomerase. NCBI's taxonomy places the organism in Eukaryota, Viridiplantae, Streptophyta, Magnoliopsida, Brassicales, Brassicaceae. Gene Ontology annotation, cellular component: membrane; endoplasmic reticulum. The transcript is spliced from 4 exons. Gene Ontology annotation, molecular function: C-8 sterol isomerase activity; cholestenol delta-isomerase activity; steroid Delta-isomerase activity. The coding region runs from base 143 to 805 and encodes 220 amino acids. The record is from RefSeq and is a predicted model, not a curated record. Gene Ontology annotation, biological process: sterol biosynthetic process.
GUGGGAGACGACUCAAGAGGGACUCUCUACUCUCUCCCUAUCAGAUCUACCUCUAUAGUCUCACAUAUAUUAAGUCGUUCAGACACAAAGACCUGUUUUGUUCAAACUCUCUCUCUCUAUCCCAAAAAAAAAAAAAGAAGAGAUGGACGAAGCAGCGGCGCAUCCAUACGUUCCAAGAGAUCUGAAACUGCCUGGAUACGUUCCCAUCUCCAUGUCCAUGUCAACUAUCCUCGCAGUCUACCUCGGUGCCUCUCUCUUUGUCGUCACCUUCGUCUGGUUUCUACUCGGGAGGAAGAAAGCGCAUCUUGACAGAUUGCUAAUGUGCUGGUGGGCUUUCACCGGUCUCACUCACAUGGUUCUUGAGGGCUAUUUCGUUUUCUCCCCUGACUUUUUCAAGGACAACACUUCUUGCUAUCUCGCUGAAGUUUGGAAAGAAUACAGCAAAGGUGAUUCUAGAUACGCGGGGAGAGAUUCUGCAGUUAUAGCUGUUGAAGGCAUCACUGCUGUUAUUGAAGGCCCUGCUUCUCUUCUUGCUGUAUAUGCUAUUGCGAAGGGGAAGUCGUACAGCUACGUGCUUCAGCUUGCGAUUUCGCUAGGCCAGCUCUACGGAUGUCUUGUCUAUUUCAUUACUGCUUUCUUGGAAGGAGAUAACUUUGCUACAAACUCCUUCUACUACUACUCCUACUACAUUUUCGCUAAUGGAUGGUGGGUUUUGAUUCCUUUCCUCAUUUCUUACCGUUGCUGGAACAAGAUUUGUGAAAGUGCCAACGGUGUGGAGACUAAGAUUAAGAAGAAAACCCGUUAGAAUGCAAAACAACUCUUUACAAGAUUCUAUUUUUUUCAUCUCUUCUUUCUGGCUUUGAUGCUUGCUUGUCUUCUGUUUCCUCAUUUUACCUGAGAACAUCAUUAGACUGUUUCUCCUUUGGCAAUUGAAUUUGGUUUCAUUUUUA